Messenger RNA from Elgaria multicarinata webbii, 2701 nucleotides. RefSeq names its product alpha-1-antitrypsin-like protein CM55-ST. Gene Ontology annotation, molecular function: serine-type endopeptidase inhibitor activity. Bases 137 to 1393 code for a protein of 418 amino acids. The transcript has 6 exons. NCBI's taxonomy places the organism in Eukaryota, Metazoa, Chordata, Lepidosauria, Squamata, Anguidae. Gene Ontology annotation, biological process: negative regulation of endopeptidase activity. The record is from RefSeq and is a predicted model, not a curated record.
CAGAGUUCAGAGGAGUGCCAUAAGAUUCUUUGGGAAAUCUGCUUAUAUCUAACACAAAGACCAAGCAAAGACGAGUACUGAAGAGUUGAAUGCCAUAAGUUUCUUUUGGAGAUUUUCAAAAGGAUUACAUUUACCAAUGAAGUCCAUCAUUUACCUCUCGUUGUUAGUGGUCAUUGUUCAAGUCCACGGUCAUCACCUUCCAGGACACCAGGACAAUGACCAGGAUAGCCACCCCCCUGGACAAAGGAAUAAAACCACAGCCUAUCAAAAAAUAGUCCCUGUCAAUGCUGACUUUGCAUUCAGACUCUACAGGCACAUAAUUUCAGAUGGAGCUGCUAAAAAUGUUUUCUUCUCUCCCAUAAGCAUUUUCUCUGCAGUGGCAUUGCUGACCCUCGGUGCCAAAUCUGAAACCCACCAUCAGAUUCUCAAAGGACUUGGUUUUAAUUUGUCAGAGAUUGAGGAGAACGAGAUACAUGAAGGAUUCCAAAACCUCAUCCAAAUGCUGAACCAUCAAAAUAAUGAAGCACAGGUGAAUGUAGGGAAUACCUUGUUCAUCAACGAGUCGCUGAAAAUCCUGCCUAAAUUUUUGGAGAACGUCAAAACGUUCUAUGAAGCUGAAUGUUUUUCAGCCAACUUUAAUAAUCCUACAGAAUCCAAAAAGCAAAUAAAUGAUUACGUGAAGACUAAAACCCAUGGCAAAAUAGCUCACGCAGUUCAGGACCUUGAUCCAACCAUCGUGAUGGUUCUUGUUAACCAUAUCUUCUUCCAAGCCUAUUGGAAAAACCCUUUCAAGACUGAAUCAAUUAGGGAAGAAGAUUUUUUUGUAGAUGCAGCCACAACUGUGAAAGUCAACAUGAUGUUCGAAGAAAACCAUUACAACUAUGUCCGUGAUGAAAGUCUGUCUUGCUGGGUGGUGGAAGUUCCCUAUAAAGGAGAUGCUUCUGCCUUGUUUAUUCUGCCAGACGAAGGGAAAAUGGACCAUGUGGAAAGAGGUUUGACGAAAGAAACUCUGACUAAGUGGAGAACAUCAUUUACAUAUGAUGAAAUACAAUUGUAUCUCCCACAAUUUUCCAUUUCUACGUCCCUUGAUGUCAAAGACUUGUUGCAGAGACUGGGUAUUACUGAUAUCUUUAAUGACAAUGCGGAUCUGUCUGGAAUUACUGGGGAACGGAAUCUGAAGGUCUCCAAAGUUCUUCAUAAGGCUUUCCUGGAUGUCCAUGAGAAUGGCACAGAAGCAGCAGCAGUCACUAUUGUUAAAUCUGUAUUUUUGUCUGCUCGGUUAACCCCUCCUCUAAGCAUCACCUUCAUCAGACCCUUCCUAGUGAACAUUUACAGCACUGACACAGACAGCUUGGACUUGAUAGGGAAAGUGGUGAACCCAUCCCAACAAUGAUUGUGAGGUGAACUGCCUGAGGCUUCCAUUUACAUUUUGUGUGUUUGUCUAAGGCUGCAGUCCUACACACACUUACUAGUAGGUGUGUGCAGAGUGGGUCUUCUCUGCCCCAAAAUUCGGGGCAGAGCCCCAUUGAGGUGAUUCUCUGGCCUGACUUCAGAGCAGCUCCCCUUACUCCGCCCUGUUGGAUUACCCGUCGGAGAACCACCCAUUUUCAGAGAACUGCUGUAGUCAUGUGGAAAUUAAUCAAACGCUUACAGUACCCUCAUUCUUAAAGAUAAAGAAAUGGAACUUAGCAUGGUGAUAGCUCUUAAGUAGGUCUUUAGACAUGCCAAGUGUUUUACAGAUCUAGUCAUGCCUUGAUUUUAUAGGAUUUUUUUUAAAAAAAUCCCCUCAAACGAUUUCCAUCCCUCUUUAACAGACACAAACACACACACAUUAAUCCACCCCUGUGCAUUUGUGGAGGGAACUUUUCUCUUUUACUUUGCUGAAGCAGAGCUCCAUUGUUGCUGGUGGAAGUUUCUACUCCAGCCUUCUCCAACCUGGUGCCCUCCAGAUCUAUUGGAUGGACCCCUACACACACACCUGCACUGGAAGACCAGCCAGCCAACAGGAGUAAUAGUUUAACUGAAAUAAAGAGCCUGCCUGACUCAGGUGUAGAUGCUUACUCACUCAUGAUGCCAGCCAUCCUAGCAGCAUUUUCACACUGUGGAUGAUUGACUUCUAUGAGUUUGAGCAGAAAUGCAUUCCCUUUUUCCCCAGCCAGAACCAGCAGCCAAUUAGUGUUUCCCACUCCCCUGAACACAGCAAUUGGAGGAGAACAUGGUCAUGAACAACACUGUGGCAAUUCCUAAGUGGUUAGCCACAGAUGUCAAGAUCAAAGGUACCCCUCACCCCACUCAGCAUCUUCCAAAUAUGUAGAUAUUCAAUUGAGACACACAAACACACACAGCAUUGACACCUGAAAAACAGUCACAUAAUUUUGGAGACUUUAGAAGCUCCGAUUGGGCACACCUCCACUCUGAAAUUAUUCGAUGGGUUUGGAAGCAGCCGAUCUCCACUCUGAAAGUUCAAAUGCUCCACAGGUGUUCACAGUUACCAGAUCUUUCCAGGGCAGAAUGCACAUCCCUACUUCCUAAGGCGUAAGCCUCAUUGGACACAGUGGACCUUACCUUUAAGGAAACAGGGCUAAGAAUGUUCUGAAUGAAUGGACUUGCAACAGCAUCCACCAAGCCUUAGUAGUAUGAUAACUGGUUGUACUGAAGACGAAUAUGAUAUGAGAAUGAAUGCAACAUUUCUGUGGAAUAA